Messenger RNA from Camelina sativa (false flax), 3180 nucleotides. Its product is annotated as disease resistance protein RPP13. Lineage: Eukaryota; Viridiplantae; Streptophyta; Magnoliopsida; Brassicales; Brassicaceae. The record is from RefSeq and is a predicted model, not a curated record. Gene Ontology annotation, biological process: defense response to other organism. Gene Ontology annotation, molecular function: ADP binding.
UUGAAUUAUUCUGGACAUAAACGACAAAAUAUGCAUGAUUGCAAAGAUAAAAUGUAGGAGACGAAGAAAUUUCAAAUUUCAUUAAAUGUCUACAAGUCAAGUAUGAAUGUUUCCGAAAUCAAGUCGACGACACAAAGAAAUAAAAAGCCAUAAGGGUUAAUUCUGUCUUUAAAUUGUCGGUGCAUCUCCUUUAGCAGCCAAAAUUGACAAAUUCCCAAAGUAUUCUCGUUUGCUCUGUUCUUUUGUUAGUUUUAAAACUGAGUUGAUUUUUUUUCAUGCUCUUUAGAAAAAUCUUCUCCAGUUUUUAGAUAAAUCUCACAUUCAAUAAAGUCUUGUGCUUACUGUGAUAUAUCCGUGGAUUGGAUUCAUUUCCAUAUAGUGAAUAUGGUAGAUGCUAUCACGGGAUUCGUUGUGGGAAAGAUAGGCAACUAUCUCAUUGAAGAAGCAUCCAUGUUGAUGGGAGUCAAAGAUGAUCUAGAAGACCUAAAGACAGAGUUGACGUGCAUCCAAGGUUUUCUCAAGGAUGUUGAAGCGCGAGAACAAGAAGAUGAGGUUUCGAAAGAGUGGACAAAACUGGUUUUAGAUUUUGCUUAUGACGUGGAGGAUGUUUUGGAUACCUAUUUUCUGAAACUCGAGGAAAGAUCACAAAGGCGUGGUUUGAAAAGAUUGACCAACAAAAUAGGCAGGAAGAUAGAUGCGUACAACAUAGUUGAUGAUAUCAGAAUCCUCAAGAGAAGAAUCUUGGAUGUUACUCGCAAGCGGGAGACUUAUGGCAUAGGAAACUUCAGUGAGCGUCGAGGAGGAGAGAGUAAUUUAAGUUUAAGGGUACGGGAGCUUCGGCGUGCUCGAUCUAUUGAUCAAGAAGAGCUUGUUGUUGGUUUGGAAGAUGAUGCUAAGAUUCUUUUGGCAAAGCUUCUCGAUGAGAGAGAGUACAAUAGAUUUAUUAUCUCGAUCUUCGGUAUGGGAGGUCUCGGAAAGACUGCACUUGCUAGGAAGCUCUACAACUCAGAGGAAGUGAAGAGAAGAUUCAAAUACCGCGCUUGGACUUAUGUUUCUCAAGAGUAUAAAACUGGAGAUAUACUUAUGAGGAUCAUUAGAUCUUUGGGAGUGGCUUCUGCGAAAGAGUUGGAGAAGAUUAGGAAGUUUACAGAGGAGGAAUUAGAAGUUUACCUUCAUGGUAUUUUAGAAGGGAAAAAAUAUUUGGUGGUAGUAGAUGAUAUAUGGGAGCGAGAAGCGUGGGAGAGUUUAAAGAGAGCGUUACCUUGCAACCAUGAAGAAGGAAGUAUAGUAAUCAUCACUACCCGUAUUAGAGCUGUUGCUGAAGGCGUGGACGGGAGAUUCUAUGCUCAUAAGUUAAGAUUCUUGACGUUUGAAGAAAGCUGGAAGUUGUUUGAACAGAAAGCAUUCAUAAAUAUGGAAUGGGUUGAUGAAGAUCUGCGGAAAAUCGGAAAAGAAAUGGUUCAAAAAUGCAGUGGAUUACCACUUGCUAUAGUCGUUCUUGCGGGGCUUUUGUCGAGGAAGAGUCCAAGCGAGUGGAAUGAUGUGUGUAACAGUUUAUGGAGACGCCUAAAGGAUAACUCCAUUCAUGUUUCCACUUUGUGUGAUCUAAGCCUCAAGGAGAUGCGACAUGAGUUGAAACUUUGCUUUCUUUAUCUUAGUAUCUUCCCAGAGGACUAUGAGAUUGAGGUAGAGAAGUUGAUACGGUUACUAGUGGCAGAAGGAAUUAUACAAGGGGAUGAAGAGAUGAUGAUGGAAGAUGUGGUUCGGUAUUACAUCGAAGAGCUGAUAGGCAGAAGCUUAGUGGAAGCAGUUAGAGUAGAAAGAGGAAAAGUGAUGUCUUGUAGAAUCCAUGAUCUUUUGAGAGACGUGGCUAUCAAGAAAUCUAAAGAGCUAAACUUUUUAAACGUUUAUAACGAUCAUGUGGCGGCACAACAUACUUGUUGCAGAAGGGAAGUGGUUCACCAUCAGAUCAUCAACAAAUACUUUUCUGAGAAACGUAUGAACAAAAGGAUGCGAUCCUUCCUGUUCUUUGGAGAAUCGAAGGUUAAUGUUAAAACGACUACCUUGAACAUGAAGCUACUUCGAGUGCUUAAUCUUGGAGGGGUUCAUUUUAUUCAAAAAGGAGAUAUUACAUUGAGUUUCCCAGAUGUGGUCGGGGAUUUAAUCCACUUGAGGUACUUUGGGAUUGCUGAUACUCGUGUCAAAAAUUUACCAGGUUUCAUCUCCAAUCUACGGUUUCUACAAACGCUAGAUGCAUCUGGCAAUGAUUCCUUCAUACAAAAAAUCGAUCUCCGUAAGCUCACAUCACUGAGGCAUGUCAUAGGAAAAUUCUUGGGAGACUUUCUAAUAGGCGACGCAAUGAACCUUCAAACCUUGAGGUCUAUCUCAUCCUACAACUGGAGCAAACUAAAACAUGAGUUGCUCAUAAAUCUUCGGGACUUGAAGAUCUAUGAAAAUUACCCAUGGGUAGAUAAUGGUCGGGUACGUACUUCUUAUUUUUUGGGAACAGUUCCUGUGUACUGGGGUUCCAUUACUAGACUGAGAAACCUUCGUGUUCUGAAGCUGGAGGCGACGGCCACCAUCUAUUUAUCGUUGGAAUCAGAAGAAGUGGUGAGGUCCAUGGAUGUGAUAUCACCCAGUCUUGAAUCUGUAACACUUGUUGGAAUAACUCUCAGGGAAGACCCAAUGCCUUUUUUGCAGAAAUUGCCGAGAUUGGAAGAUCUGAUCUUGAAAGAUUGUGAUUUAGUGGGAGGGAAGAUGAGCAUCAGCGAACAAGGUUUUGGUCGGUUGAGGAAGCUUCAAUUGUUCAUAGAAAAAUUAGAUGAGUUGCAGAUAGAAGAACAGGCCAUGCCCAAUUUGAUCCAGCUGAAACUAAGCACCAAAGUACAAUACUGCCACCUGGUAAUUCCAAAUCGAUUCCGAGCGUUUAUUCAAAUCUACGAAACGUAACUGUUGAUGAAUUAUGAGCUACAAGAAACAGGGGAACAUGUGAACCAGCCUGGCCUUAAAGAUUUAUGUCUUUAAAUAGUCAUUUUCUCCUAGAUGUCUUAACAUAUAAGUCUGCUACAUAAAAUGUCUUAGAGUUUUAAUUUGAAGCUUUUGAAUGAUUAAAUUUUAGUGUAAUUGAAAAUUUUAUGAUUUUAAACUUCUCCUCUAUAGAAUCCUAUCUUUAUAUGAUAA